Molecule: messenger RNA, 4224 nt
Organism: Uranotaenia lowii
Lineage: Eukaryota; Metazoa; Arthropoda; Insecta; Diptera; Culicidae
Gene: Fife
Product: regulating synaptic membrane exocytosis protein 1
Exons: 16
Coding region: 1-4164 (1387 amino acids)
Biological process (GO): regulation of synaptic plasticity; regulation of membrane potential; calcium ion-regulated exocytosis of neurotransmitter
Cellular component (GO): presynaptic membrane; cytoskeleton of presynaptic active zone
Molecular function (GO): transmembrane transporter binding; small GTPase binding
Source: RefSeq, a predicted model, not a curated record
AUGGACCCCGAAGGAAUGCAUGGAGACGUGCAGUUUCUAGUGUUGAAAGCGGCAGAAAACAACAAACUUCCCGUAAACCCGUUUAUCGUGUCCAAAUCAAUAGACCGUGCCGUAGGACGCAUAGAUGGUGCUAAUCCAAUCAACGACGGGGAAGCUUAUUUGCUCAAGAUAAGAAGCCCCAAUCAAGCAAAUAAACUUCAAAAUCUAUCCGAACUGAUCGAUGGAACGAAGAUAAACAUAGCGUGCCACCCCACCCUCAACACAUGCCAAAGAGUCGUUUCCUGUCGGGAGGUUAUUGACCUCUCGGACCAAGAAAUCCAAGAAAACCUUGCCGAUCAGGGAGUAACAAAAGUUUAUCGCUUCAUUAAAAAGGUUGACGGGGAAGGGGAUUCCACCGGGAUACAACUGGUACGAAAAAGCAUCUUCAAACAUUGGAGCCACUUGUCUAUGCAAACUCCCAUUUGUCUCGACAUAUUUUGGGAAAUGGUAGAGUUCUGUAUGGACAGCAGCUAUUUUUGCUUCAACAACACUUUCUACCAGCAAACCUCAGGACUCGCGAUGGGAAGCCCGAUAGCAUCACCAAUCGCCGAGCUCACGUUAAACGAUCUACUGGACGACGCAAUCGAAGCUUGCGUUACGCCACCCCUGCACAUAAAAAAAUACGUCGACGAUCUCUUCCUUGUCCUGCCGCCAACACAAGUGAACGAGAUAAAAAACGUAUUCAAUGCGCAGCAUGAAAAUGUCCAGUUUACCGUCGAAAUGGAAGAGAACGAAUCUCUACCUUUUCUGGAUAUGUUACUCCAUAGGAACGAAGAGGGAUGCACAAUCGUUAAAUUAAAACAACGAAUGUCACAGCAUAAAACGCAAACCAACGAGCUGAAACGACUAUGGGAAAAAGGAUACACAAACGAGGACUACGCAAUCAUCCAACUACGACAACAGACAGCAUUAAUAGAACACGAAGCAGCUAUGCAUCAUCUAUUCGAUAUAGACAAAGUGAAAAUUAUCGACAGAGGUGACAAUCAAGAUAAACUAAAUAUAUGGUUGCGGGCCGAUGAAGUAGCCGAAAACGCGACCGCAGAAAAUACAGGAACAUUUGGAAAGCUAAAACAAACUUUGUCUUCAUCACUUCUGACUGCACAAGAUAGAGUAAAUAAAAUGUCUCCUAGACCUUCGCUAGUUCCAGAGACAAGCGACUUGACCAUUGGAAGUGUUCCAUCAGUAACAAAUCAUUCUACAGUCAACAAUGCUGACGUUAAUAAAUACAAUCAAGGCCGAUCAGGAUCAUGUAGAAUUUGCUUGAAAGGGUUUAAGCAACAUGAAUUCAGUAAAACAUGCACAGAAUGUGAUCAGAAGGUUUGUGAAGAUUGUGCUAGUUACAGCAAACAUGAAAGCAGUGAAACAAUGGUUUCAUGGCGCUGUAGUGUUUGUCGCAGGAAAACUGCUUCCAGAAUAUUUUUACCUCAAGAAUCCACCGACUCAAUUCUUGAAGUUCCAUUGUUAGAAUCAUUACAGAGACGCCACUCCGAUGUAAAGCUUGGCUUAUCUUCACAAUGUUUAGGGACUGGCAACAGUAUAGCUUUAGCGCCUCCGAGAAGUCCUGAAUUAAGAAGGCAUUCUGAUGUUUCUCCUGCUUCUUUGAAAGAACUCGAAAAACUUAAAGUCACAAAAAGUUCGGAUACAGAAUGGAGAAGGGAUCACAGUGCGGCUCCAAGUCGGUCCGCAAGUCCCCCAAGACGCACCGAUUUAGAAUCAGCUGCAUCCAGGAUUGCCUCAAGAAGACCAUCGAUGCGCAUGCCAAGACAGCGUAGUUACGAUGAAGAAAUUAAAUCAAUUCAGCAUGAAUGUAACACAAAAGAAUCUGGCUUAAUUCUGCCUGCACCGAUGCCCCGAAGAAAAUCUGCUUAUGAUGUUUUUGCUCCCGGAGCGACAGGCGCUGUAAUCCCCACUGUCAAUGAUUUAGAUUCACAGGGACAAAGAAAACCCCCUUUCAAAAUGGCUUCUUCCACGAACGAUACAGAUGAAGAGACCACAUCCGAUAAUUUACUGCAGACAGGCUUAUCAACGGAAGAUGAGAAGCGGAACAAAAGGAGGGGAUCCCAAUUGCCUGACAUACCUGCUUUUAAAAGCAACCAAAAUAAUGCAAUCGUACCUAUAUAUCAAUGUCCUGCAUUGGAAGAUUUGGAGGCUCCUAGAAGACAAACUUCAUUAGAUGGAGAUGCUAUAAAAAUUGUUAUUCAAGAUGUAGAUUCUGGACCGCUGUGCGCUUCAAAAAGACGGAUCGUAUUGCAUAAAGACCCAGGAGAUAAAGCACACAGAACCCGUGGCUUUGGAAUGCGUGUUGUUGGUGGAAAAACUGGAACAGACGGAAAGUUGUUCGCAUACAUAGUAUGGACUGUACCAGGAGGGCCGGCCGAGAAAGGUGGAUUACAACAAGGAGACAAAAUUUUAGAAUGGAGUGGAACCUCAUUGGUUGAUCGCAGUUUCGAAGAGGUUUGCGCUAUAAUGGACCGAAAUUUGGAUGUUAUUGAACUGCUUGUGGAGCAUGCCACUGACUAUAGAAUGUGCGACUUAUUAGAUGAUGGAACCACCGGGAACUCUACCAUUCAAUCGAAGAUUCCGGAAGCAUCAAACCUUGGAUCCAACUUAUCUGAAAACGAUACUGAUAAAUCACCUUCAUCGCCUACAAGACGCAAGCUCCCUAAAACACCGGAACAACUGCAAAAAGAAAAACAAAUUUGCGGCCGUGUUCAAAUUCAAGUGUGGUACCAUGGAGAUAAGAAUGAAUUAGUCGUAUCGUUGAUGGCCGGCGAUCACCUACCCCCACGUGAUGAAACAUCUGGUUAUGGCGUACUACCUGAAGCGUUCGCAACAAUUGAAAUUCUUCCGAGAAUCGACUCUAACAUUGCUCAAACCGAAGUUUCGUCUCCUUCCCUCAAUCCGAUAUGGAAUGCAACGAUAUCUUUCAAGAAUAUAACUAACGAUUCACUACUGGACCAGUACAUAGAAGUUGUGCUCUAUGAUUUACUUCCUCAGUCUGAACCAGUGUUCUUAGGAGAAUGUAAAGUUGAACUACAAAAAGCUUUUUUAGAUGACAUUGCAGUAUGGUAUCGACUGGAAGAUCCUAAACAACUUCGAGGAGUUCCGGCAAAGCGAAAGUGGUCGUCACCUAGAAAUUCCAUAUCUGGUGAUGUUACAAAGCUUAUCAGAGCUGCUGAUUACCGCUUCCAAAGAUCGGUUUCUGAUGAUGUAGAUAGUAAUGUAGAUGGAAGCUCAUUGUUACAUCCUGAUCAUGCUUUAAUAUUCAACAGAAGAGGUUCUUCACAAUCAGAAACAAUCGAAAUCGAAACUUAUCACGUGGGUAAAGAUUUCUCAAAAUCUUUACCGGGCUCUCGACGAUCAUCUUUCCAAGAUCAAGACAAACUAAAAUGUAAUGCCAUGUCGACAAAUUCUCGACGAAGGUCAUCAACAUCCAAAAAAUAUUCUGAUGAUAUUAAGCGUGAUUUCAACAAUUUCAGAGCAGAAUUUACGCGAACCAUGAGCUUAUCUCGCGAGUUGGAACAAAAGCACUCAAGGAGAUUCUUCAAUCAAUGCUCUAACGAUGAACCACACACACCUAUAGAACAUGUGAUGCCCCGCGUCGAGAAUAAAAAUGAAAUUUCUGGCGAUCCAAACAUUGAUCCAAGUUUCGUACCGGGCGUAAGAAAUUUGGGUCCAGGUCAGAUUCCCCCAAAAACUGGUUCCAACAAAACAACUUGCGUCGGAGAAUUAUGCAUUUCUGUAAAUGUAGACAAAACAUCGCUGCAUUUAAAGGUUAUUGGAGCCAGAAAACUGAAAUCGAAAUACAUUGGCGUUACAUUAGACACAUACGUAAAGUGCUAUCUUAGAGAUGGAGACCGACUACGACACAAAAAAAAGAGUAAAGUAUUUCAAAAUGCGCUAGAACCCAUGUUCAAUCACGUUUUCAAAUAUUCGAUUCCGGAUUUGUUUGGUCGAACCAUACUUGUAACUGUAUGGCAGAAAACUGCAGGAUUUGAACAUAAUCUACAUAUUGGAGGAAUAGAACUAUUCUUUAAUGUAUAUAAAUUGAAAUCUUCCAUAGAAUACUGGUAUCCUUUAUAUCCACCGCAUCAAGUACUUCUUACACAAAUUAAUUCCCCAUGAACUGAUACAACAUAUUUUUAUUUCAAUGAUGAAUAAAAAUAACAAUUAUUCAGGAAAUAA